UCUCCAUCAUCCCCAAACCCAGGUGAACACGGACUUGGUGCGUCAUUCUUGCCAAGCCAAAGCGGAGAUGGAUUUGGAGACAGAAAUCCAUUUGGCGAUGGAGUUAAAGAUGGGGCCACGACCAUAUUCUUGUCCCAAAAGGAUUUCAGAGCCUGCAAUUGAGAUUUCUGCACACAAAUUGGUGACUCUGGGCUUUGAAUUUUGUCUUCUGGUGUUGAAAUUUAACCGCGGUGAGUUCGAACAAGGCAAUAGUGCAGCUUUUACUUUGGGUUGCCAGCGAAUUGAAAGCAAGGCUCUUGGCUUUGACUCCAGGUGCUAUAAGGAAGCCAUACAUAGACUAUUGCUGACAUCGAGAGUACAAAACAAGUACAAGAGCUGUGGUGUCAUAAAUUUCAGAGUUCCAGACUUUUGAUUUCAACGGUAUAAAAGGCGAAGACAGCAACUGCAGUCAAGACUCCAUAGUUUCAAUUUGAGGGUGAGUCUGACUAUUUAGACUUUGUUUAUUUUUAUUUUUUGUGUGUUAUUUGAGUUGGUGCUCUUGGGAAGAAAGCAUGGAAUUUGGGACAGGCUAUAUGGUAUGGUGGUUUGAAAAAGAGACUAGGGAGGAAGGGAAAUUGCUCGUAUUGGUGUUUCAAAAGGCAGGUCUUUUUAAUUUGAG
Molecule: messenger RNA, 658 nt
Organism: Rosa chinensis
Lineage: Eukaryota; Viridiplantae; Streptophyta; Magnoliopsida; Rosales; Rosaceae
Exons: 5
Coding region: 68-412 (114 amino acids)
Source: RefSeq, a predicted model, not a curated record